UCCUGUCUCCCCCCUCCAUCUCCUUCCUUUCCCUUUGCUCACUGCUUACUUCUCCAACGUCUGCACCCUGAAACAGGCACUCUCUGUCAAGACAAGCGUCCUUUACUUUCUUCCGUAAGGAGAAGCUCUUCUUGAGCUUCUUUAUCGGUGGUGCAUAGAUAAACCUUUUCUUUCUUAUCUGAAAUUCUGUGCCCCUCUCUCUCUGCUGCCAUGGCCGUGGCAGAGUUCAAACCCUCUAACACCAUAACCCAUCUUCGCUCUUCUUCCCAGCUCUCAAUUCUAUCGAAACGUCUCAGUCUCACCAAACCAUACCACUGUACUUUCCGAACUCUUAAUAGAACCCAAAAUGCCAGGAUAUCUUGCUCUAUUGCUCCAAAUGAAGUUCAAGCGCCAGCGGUGCAAACCCAAGACCCCAAGAGUAAGCCUGAUUGCUAUGGUGUUUUCUGCCUUACCUAUGAUUUGAAGGCUGAAGCAGAGACAAAAUCCUGGAAGAAACUAAUGAACAUUGCAGUCUCAGGUGCUGCUGGGAUGAUUGCUAAUCAUCUUCUUUUCAAGCUUGCAUCUGGUGAGGUAUUUGGUCCUGACCAACCUAUCGCUCUGAAAUUAUUGGGAUCUGAAAGAUCAUUCCAAGCUCUUGAAGGAGUUGCGAUGGAGCUGGAGGACUCAUUGUUUCCUUUGCUGAGAGAGGUGAGCAUUGGGAUUGAUCCGUAUGAGGUGUUCCAAGAAGCAGAUUGGGCCUUGUUAAUUGGUGCAAAGCCUCGAGGUCCUGGAAUGGAGCGAGCUGACUUAUUAGACAUAAAUGGACAGAUCUUUGCGGAACAGGGAAAGGCGCUGAAUGCUGUGGCCUCACGCAAUGUCAAAGUUAUAGUUGUAGGCAACCCUUGCAAUACGAAUGCAUUGAUAUGCUUAAAAAAUGCUCCUAAUAUUCCUGCUAAGAAUUUUCAUGCUCUGACUCGCUUAGAUGAGAAUAGAGCUAAAUGUCAGCUUGCUUUGAAAGCUGGUGUCUUCUACGAUAAAGUUUCAAAUAUGACCAUAUGGGGCAACCACUCAACUACUCAGGUCCCCGACUUCUUAAAUGCCAGAAUCGAUUCUUUGCCUGUUAAAGAAGUGAUUAAGGACCAUAAGUGGUUAGAGAAUGAAUUCACUGAAAAUGUUCAAAAGAGAGGUGGCUUGCUUAUUCAAAAGUGGGGAAGAUCAUCAGCUGCAUCAACUGCUGUGUCAGUUGUUGAUGCCAUACGGUCUUUAACCAUUCCUACUCCUGAGGGUGAUUGGUUUUCAUCUGGCGUGUAUACCAACGGAAAUCCUUAUGGUAUAGCCGAAGAUAUUGUUUUCAGUAUGCCAUGCCGAUCAAAAGGAGAUGGUGAUUAUGAGCUUGUCAAGGAUGUCAUAUUUGAUGACUAUCUUCGGCAGCGAAUAGCUAAGACGGAAGCUGAGUUGCUGGCUGAGAAGAGAUGUGUGGCUCACCUAACGGGCGAGGGAAUUGCUGUCUGCGAUCUGCCUGGUGGUGAUACCAUGCUGCCAGGAGAGAUGUAACUAAAUAGUAAGGAGGGCCUGAAGGUCGUUACAGAUAUUGAGAACAGGUUCACACAAAGUGAUGCAGAAUAAAGGCGGAUGGGCUAUUUAAAGUAUAGGUUUAUGAAUAAUGAGUAUGACUUUUGUAAUUCAUUUUGACGACAUUAUGGAAACUUAAUCUGAAACCUAUCCCCAUGGCCUCGGGAGGCUGGAGCUCUUCGCAAGUCGUAACAAUGAUUGUCUUGUUCAUGUUUGUCGGCUCUGGUCUGGUCUUGUUUCAAAUUCAUGCCCACAAGUAUUUUACAUCUAACACAGCUCAACAUCAGUCUCUCUCGAGACUUCAUAAACACAAGUUUUCUGAAUCAUAACAGCUAGCAAAUUAAAUA
Neltuma alba is the source of this 1898-nucleotide messenger RNA. RefSeq names its product malate dehydrogenase [NADP], chloroplastic. Gene Ontology annotation, biological process: malate metabolic process. The record is from RefSeq and is a predicted model, not a curated record. The transcript is spliced from 14 exons. NCBI's taxonomy places the organism in Eukaryota, Viridiplantae, Streptophyta, Magnoliopsida, Fabales, Fabaceae. Gene Ontology annotation, molecular function: L-malate dehydrogenase (NADP+) activity. Bases 211 to 1533 code for a protein of 440 amino acids.